UUUUAGAAUUAAUGAAGUGAUGAGGGAAGAAGCUGCUGCUGUAUCCACUAAGGUGUACUAUUAUUUGGACGACAGUACUCCAUAUUUAUCUGUAGUGCCCGUUGCAGACGAUGUUAUUACGCUUGGAGAUUUUAAGAAAGUUUUCAACAAAAAAGGGUACAAAUAUUUCUGCAAACAGCUGGACGAAGCAAUUGGAUGCGAAGUCAAAGUAGAAAUCCGAGAUGACUCGACGAAGUUGGUCAAAUCAGCGAAUGGACUUAUUGAAUUGGUUCUGCUUCUCUCAUUCGAGAACAUUUAUUGUUCAGGAACCUUACCUAGAGCAUCUAACAAAACUAGCAAAGGACAGCUCGCUAGUGCUAAGUUGAAGAAUUUCAAUUUGAGAAAGCGAAGAUCCUUGCAUGAUCUAGCUAGUGAAAAUCGUGAUUUGUUGCGUGCACAUCGGAACAAAAGUGAUGAAAACAGCAUCACAACGAGCAGUUUGUCGACAGUGAUUAGCAAAAGAGCUGGCGAAGGUUUGGCAGAAUUAUAUGCUUCCAAUUCAGAAGAUCCGUACCAUGUGGAAGAUGUGAAUUCAAGAUAUUUCAAACAUCCUGGUGCUUGUACACCAUUCUUUCCUACUUUACCACUUGCUAAUCCUAGUGGGAUACCUCUAUGUCCUCGCCGUCAAAGACGUCCUCGUAAAGAAAGAUAUCGAAAAGCAUAUGUACCGAGUACUAUUUCCUCAGUAACUGAAAGCAGCAUGACUUCUCUUUCACUUCCUCGAAUCGAUGUUGUAACUCUGCCUAUGAAAAGUGGAGUUUUCUUGGGAAUUUCAGUACUAAGUCAUGAUGGUGGCAUUUUUGUUAGCGAUAUUCACAAUGGUGGUAUAGUUGAUAUGGAUGGUCGAAUUCAAGUUGGUGAUCAGAUUGUACAGGUGAAUCGAAGUUCAUUCGAAAAUUUAAGCGACGUUGAAGCGAUUGAUCUACUACGUAAAGCAGCAGCUAGUCGAAGACCAAUCACGCUUUAUGUUGCCAAAAGAAUAUGCAGCAAUUCAGAUAAGCAAGCAGAUAUACUCUCAGGGAUUGCUUCAGAAACCAUGCCCAUUGAUGUAUCGCUUUGGGUGGAGAGCACUAAACACAAUAUUGUGAGGCCAGCAAAGGGUCUUGAGGAGAUGGUUUCGGUUAAUGAUGGCGACGCUAUACUUGUUGCUGAAGAAACUGAGACUGAUCUAGAAGGUGCUUAUGCAGAGCGACGAAACGGACUUCCUCCAAGCAAUCGGAAUUGUGUGAAAUUAAAACAGUUAAAUUCACCCAACUUGAAUAUUUCGUUGAAUAUCGAGGAUAUUGCAAGACGACGAGAAAAUGAAGAAAAUGAACAGCAGUUGGAUAAUCUGAAUGUUGAUAUGGAUCCGGUGAUCAUUCUAAAAUAUAUGGCCUUACCCAAUUCGGGGUUACAAAUAAAGAAUCGAAAAUGGCUGAAAAUUCCUGUGCCGAUGUCUUUCAUUGGCUGUGAUCUUAUUGAUUGGUUAAUGGAACAUGUGCAUGGCAUCACGGAUCGUAAAGCAGCACGUAUCUAUGCAUCAAAGUUGUUGGCAGAGGGACAUAUUAGACAUGUUGUUAAUAAACUUACAUUUACGGAAAAGUGCUAUUAUAUUUUUGAAGAUUCAAUACUUUCUGUUCGUAACAAAAAUAAGUCAGAUUCUUCACUGGGUAAGGCCGGUGCUGAAGUUACCACUGAAGUGACAUAUGUUGGUUCACCAGCACCAGCACAUCUAUCUCGUACUAGUGCACGAAAUACUUUGAGUGGAAAAGCCAUGCUUGAUCAGUCUUGGCCUCACUCAACGGUUGUCUCAAGUGGUCAGCGAAAAAGUUUUUGCGAUAGCUCAACGAAUGACUAUGCAUCCGUCAUGGGUCCAGAUGUGAUUGAUUCUGCGCUUCUUACUGAGGCACCAACACUUAAACUAUCACACCAUGCACUUCCUGAUCGUCUGGAUGUGGAACAACGGAUUGAUGGAUGUCAAGUUGCUCAACCACCGAAUACACCGAAUUCAUUGAUGCACGAACAAAGAAAUGCUGAUAGCGAAACUGAAUUUGAAUUAGUUGAAGAUAACAAACUUUUAAUCGUGCAGUAGGUAGGAAACAAAUGGAUUUAAAAUAAAAUCUAUAACUAAGAAAGUCAAAAAACUUCUGAACAAAUGUUGCGAGCGUUUUUCUUAGAUGUUUUUGUUCUAAGAAAGAGAUUCUGAAACUGUUGUAGUUUUUAGACGUUUUUUUUUACUUCUGAUUUUAUCUCAGUUUCAAUUCAUGACAUGUGCAUUAUGUUAUUAGAAUGAAGCAACCGAUAACACUUCGUUAGUACUGUGUUUUUGGGCAUGCAGUACACAUAACAUGUGUACAUACUGUAUAAUCUUGCACUGCUGUCGUAUAUAAAAUUCUAUUUUCGUUUUGUAUAUCAGUUAUCACAUUUAAAUCUAAACUUAUUUUGGAAUAAAAAUCAUCAUG
This is a messenger RNA of Loa loa (African eye worm), 2480 nucleotides long. RefSeq names its product DIX domain-containing protein. The transcript has 15 exons. Gene Ontology annotation, cellular component: cytosol. Gene Ontology annotation, biological process: intracellular signal transduction; canonical Wnt signaling pathway. Lineage: Eukaryota; Metazoa; Nematoda; Chromadorea; Rhabditida; Onchocercidae. The record is from RefSeq and is a predicted model, not a curated record. Gene Ontology annotation, molecular function: frizzled binding. The coding region runs from base 20 to 2110 and encodes 696 amino acids.